This is a messenger RNA of Protopolystoma xenopodis, 231 nucleotides long. The record is from the annotation of a GenBank genome assembly. Lineage: Eukaryota; Metazoa; Platyhelminthes; Monogenea; Polystomatidea; Polystomatidae.
AUGCAGAUUGGCGACGGGCUUAAAAGGAACCACAACAUAAUGGUCAAGCCAUGCAGCCGUGCGCAUGUGACGUCCAUACUUGGCCCAUCUGUCCUCGUUGUCUCCAGCUCGCCUAAGCUCUUUCAGUGCCGGCGUCAGGAUUCGAACCUGGCUCGGGUGACAUACAAGCCACGGUAUCUGCCCUGUGGCAUUCUCGUAUCCAUGGCAGUUUUGCUUAGCGCUGACGUGUAG